This is a messenger RNA of Acanthosepion pharaonis, 1569 nucleotides long. NCBI's taxonomy places the organism in Eukaryota, Metazoa, Mollusca, Cephalopoda, Sepiida, Sepiidae. The record is from the annotation of a GenBank genome assembly.
AUGUUGUGGUACGAAGGUUCCAUAGCGGAGGCUAUCCAGUUAUCGAAAUCGAGGAAGUGUAUUUUCCUCGUCUACAUUUUUGCUGAUGAUGAAUUAUCCCAAAAAAUGGAUGACACCUGGAAUGAUGAAUCAGUAUCAGCAGUUUGUCAGAAUUGUGUAGCAGUAAAGAUUCAGUCUCCAAGUGAUAUGUGUCAACAUUUCUCCCAGAUUUACCCUGUAGUGGUAGUUCCCUCGACCUUCUUCAUUGGUUUAAAUGGUGUCCCUAUUGAAGUCAUAGCUGGUAACUUACCACCAGAAGACUUUCAGAAGAAGGUUGAAGAAGUACUGAAGAAACAUGAAAACCAGACACUUAAUUCACAGCCUAUGGUAGGGGCAUCAGGAGCUGCAUGCCCUGCUAACCCGGCUGUCAGUCAGGCAGAUCCGACACCUCCAUCUAGUCCACAGGGGUCUGAACAGAAAGAACCUGAAAGAAUACAAGAUGAUGGCCCCAAGGCUGAAGCUGUAGCUGAGCCUCCCAUUGCAAGCACAUCAGAAAUGGAUGUGCAAUCUGCUCCUUCAACUUCCUCAGCAGAUGAUGAGACUCCUGCAGCUGCUGCUGCUUCAAGUGAAGGUACCGAGUCUUCAGAAAAUAAAACUGGCUUGGAUUUUGAAACAAAGGUUGAAAGAGCAAAAGAAAAAAUGGAUCAAAGCAGAGUACAACGGGCCCAAAAGGAAGACGAGGAUGAGAAAAGCAAAGAGAUUGAUAGGAGGCGACUUGGUAAAGAUCUCCAGAAAUUUAGGCGUCAUCAGGAAGAGAAAAGUUUCAAAGACAUUCAAGAGGAAAUCAAGAAACAAAAAGAAGAGGACCGAAAAGCAAGGCAGCGUAUUAAGGAUGAGAUUGAACGGGACAAAUUGGAGCGUAAGGCAAAAUAUGAAAGAGAAAAGGCAGAAAGGGAUCGACUCGCUCAAGAGGCCAGAGAACGUAAGCAAAGGGAACAAGAAAUGUCUGCCGCAGAAAGAGAGGCUGCCAGAAGGGAAAUAUCACGUUUGCAGUUUCGUCUUCCGGAUGGCUCUUCAGUUACACAUCAGUUCAAGUCAUCUGAACCAUUAUCAGCUGCCUGCAAUUAUAUAACCCAGCAUUUGGGUUGCAGUGAUGUGCAGCUGUACACAGUGUUUCCAAAAAGGACUUUCACUUUCCAAGACAUGUCAUCAACCUUGUUGUCCCUGGAGCUGGUCCCCAGUGCAGUUCUCCUUGUUUUACCACAAAAGAAUGCCAUUGCACGCACUGCCGAUACGUCUACAAGUAUCUUGAAUAUAAUCUUUGCACCUUUCUUUAUGCUGUGGAACUUCUUCUACGGUUUGAUAUUUGGACGGCCAUCAGGUUCAGCUGAGAACAAUGGUGAGAGUAAGAAAAGACCACGAGAGGAAGUUGAUGGACCUGGUCCAUCCAGUUCCAACAGACCGUCAACUGCCUUCAAACGUCGUUCUCCAAUCAGUCGUCAAGAAGGAAACAUCCACAAGUUCACCAAUACUCAAGAUGACGAUGAUGAGAAAUCAACUUGGAAUGGAAAUUCUACUCAACAAAUGUGA